CCUGCAGCCGCCGCGCUCGUCGAACAGGUGCGAGGCAGGAAAGAGAGCAGGUGCGCCGAGCACUCCUCUUCGUCUGCUCGCCGUUUGCUCUUUUAUGCCCCGCCACCACCGCCGCCAUCUUCCAUCAUUUGGAGAGGCGAUUGCCCCUUUACCUGCACUCUCUGGUGUCACGGCCCGACUGAAAAAAAACUCCCCCACACACACGCCCCACUAUCCACCCGACCCGAAGGGAUUAUUUUUAUUUCCGUCGCGCAUCAACACCGAAAUCCUUCGGAUUCCUUCAGUGUGUCCCAAGCACCCACCCGGCUAAUAAGUGACACGCCGUGCAGCCCCGUGGCUCCCCCGAGGCCGACCCCCUUUGGCUGAAGCGCUCCAAAGCCUGCAGGUCUCAGAUCUCGGUGCCAGGUCUCCCCCGUUUUUCUCCCGCUGCAGCGCUUCUGAUUACCGUCUUCAUUCCUUCUGUGGUGGUACAGGCAGCCAGCAGACCAUUCUCCAUGAGGAGCAGUAGAAAAUGCCGGCUCUGCCAGCACUGCUGCUGUCAAUACACUUCCUGUUGUUCCUGCUGCUAGCCAACAUGCCGCCACGCUCGCUGUGUCAGACUCCCGUACUCUCUGCCGUCCGCAUGGCGGCCAUUUUGGAUGACCAGUCUGUGUGUGGGCGCGGCGAGCGUCUGGCGCUGUCACUGGCCAGGGAAAACAUCAACAGCCUGAUGGAGGUCCCGGCCCGAACUCGAGUGGAGGUGGACAUCUACGAGCUACAGAAAGAUUCCCAGUAUGACACCACUGACACGAUGUGUCAGAUUCUACCCAAAGGUGUUGUUUCGGUGAUAGGCCCUGCGUCCAGCCCCGCCUCUGGCUCCACUGUUAGUCACAUAUGUGGCGAGAAAGAGAUCCCACAUGUGAAGAUCGGUCCGGAGGAGACACCCCGCCUGCCGUACCUUCGCUUUGCCUCUGUCACCUUGUACCCCAGCAACGAGGACCUGAGCCUGGCAAUCGGGGCUAUCCUGCGCUCCUUCAGCUACCCCUCGGCCAGCCUUGUCUGUGCCAAAGCCGAAUGCCUGCUGAGAUUGGAGGAACUGGUGCGGCGCUUCCUCAUCUCCCGCGAGACGCUGUCAGUCAGGAUGCUGGAUGACAACCUGGACCCGACCCCGCUGCUGAAGGAGAUCCGCGACGACAAAGUCGCCACCAUCAUCAUCGACGCCAACGCCUCCCUCUCCUACCUCAUCCUCAAGAAGGCGUCAGAGCUGGGGAUGACAUCACCGUUCUACAAGUACAUCCUCACCACCAUGGACUUCCCUCUCAUGAGGCUGGACGACAUCGUGGACGAGCAGUCCAACGUGGUGGGCUUCUCCAUGUUCAACACCACCCAUCCCUUCUACCUGGAGUUCAUCCGCAGCCUCAACCUGUCGUGGAACGAGGGCUGUCACCUGUCCUACCCCGGCCCAGCGCUGUCGUCAGCGCUGAUGUUUGAUGCGGUGCACGUGGUGGUGGGGGCGGUGAGAGAACUCAACCGCAGCCAGGAAAUCGGCGUGAAGCCGCUCAGCUGUACCUCGCCUCAGAUCUGGCAACACGGGACCAGUCUUAUGAACUACCUGCGCAUGGUGGAGUACGACGGCCUGACGGGGCACGUUGAGUUCAACAGCAAAGGUCAGAGGACCAACUAUACCCUGCGGAUCCUGGAGAAACACCGAGGAGGCCACAAGGAGAUUGGCAUCUGGUACUCCAACAACACCCUGGCAAUGAACUCCACCAGCCUGGAUAUUAACGUGUCGGAGACGCUCGCCAACAAGACCCUCAUCGUCACCACCAUUCUGGAAAACCCGUAUGUGAUGCGCAAAGACAACUACCAGGAUUUCCAGGGCAACGACCAGUAUGAGGGCUUCUGCGUGGACAUGUUGAGGGAACUGGCGGACAUCCUCAAGUUCUCCUUCAAGCUCAAGCUGGUGGAUGACGGGCUGUACGGCGCCCCCGAGCCCAACGGCUCCUGGACGGGCAUGGUGGGAGAGCUUAUAAACAGGAAAGCCGACCUGGCCGUGGCGGGCUUCACCAUCACGUCAGAGCGCGAGAAGGUGAUCGACUUCUCCAAGCCCUUUAUGACCUUGGGGAUCAGCAUCCUGUACAGGGUUCAUCUGGGUCGUAAGCCAGGUUACUUCUCCUUCCUGGACCCUUUCUCGCCGGCCGUAUGGCUCUUCAUGCUGCUCGCCUAUCUGGCUGUGAGCUGCGUGCUCUUCCUGGCUGCAAGGCUGAGCCCUUACGAGUGGUACAACCCUCACCCGUGUCUGCGAGAGCGCCGGGACAUGCUGGAGAACCAGUACACGUUGGGCAACAGCUUGUGGUUCCCCGUCGGCGGCUUCAUGCAGCAGGGAUCCGAAAUCAUGCCCAGGGCCUUGUCCACCAGAUGCGUCAGUGGAGUGUGGUGGGCGUUCACCCUCAUCAUCAUCUCGUCCUACACGGCCAACCUGGCCGCUUUCCUGACCGUGCAGAGGAUGGAAGCCCCCAUCGAGUCCCCCGACGACUUGGCCGACCAGACCAACAUCGAGUACGGGACCAUCCACGGCGGGAGCACCAUGACUUUCUUCAUGAACUCUCGCUACCAGACGUACCAGCGCAUGUGGAACUACAUGAACUCCAAGCAGCCCAGCGUGUUCGUCAAGAGCACAGAGGAGGGCAUCGCCCGCGUGGUCAAUUCCAAGUACGCCUUCCUGAUGGAGAGCACAAUGAACGAGUACCACCGCGGCCUCAACUGCAACCUGACGCAGAUCGGAGGCCUGCUGGACACCAAGGGAUACGGCAUCGGCAUGCCGCUGGGUUCGCCCUUUCGAGACGAGAUCACGCUGGCCAUCCUCCAGCUGCAGGAGAACAACAGGCUGGAGAUCCUGAAGAGGAGGUGGUGGGAGGGGGGGCAGUGUCCCAAAGAGGAGGACCACCGGGCCAAAGGUCUUGGCAUGGAGAACAUCGGGGGCAUCUUUGUGGUGCUCAUCUGCGGCCUGAUCAUCGCCGUAUUUGUGGCCAUUAUGGAGUUUGUAUGGUCGACGCGCCGCUCGGCAGAGACCGAUGAGGUAUGCCCCCAUACCUGUCCUCGCCGAACCCACAGACACACCCCAGUGUCUGUCUGUCAGGAGAUGAUCACCGAGUUCCGAAACGCCGUUUCCUGUAAGAAGAGUGCCCGCCUUCGCCGCCGCCGCCCGCACAGCAGCUCGGCGGCGGCACUGCGCCACCCCAACCGCAUCGCCCUGGGGGCCCCGCGGCCCUUGCGCCUGGUCCGAGAGAUGCGCCUGAGCAACGGCAAACUCUACAGCGGAGCCGGCCCCCUCACCGGCGGGGCCGGAGGAGGCGGCGCGGGGCCGCCCGAUUUGGGCCCGGGUCCCCAGCGGCUCCUCGAAGAUCCCCUCGGAGCGAACGCCACCCCUCCUCCGCCGGCGCCCACCCCAGUGAUGCUGCCCAGCCGCAGUUGCAGCCACGUGAGGAUCUGCCAGGAGUGCCGCCGCAUCCAGAGCCUGAGAUCGGACAGCAGUUUGGGUUCGACCAUCACGAGGAUACCGCCGUCGUCGGCGCCCCUGCCGCGGCUGCCCCCGCCGCCACCGCCGUCCUCCUCCAACACGGACAGCGAGGGCGGAGGGGGUCCCAGUCCCAGGCGGCUGCACAGUCCCCCGCACCACACGGCCAGGCCCAUCCCGCUUCAACAGAACCUGAACAAAGCGGACUUACUGGGGGACCAGGCCUAAGAGUGGAGCUGAGGUACUGCUUGAUCCUGAAACGAGGAGUGUGGGGGUAGGGGGGGAUCAUAAUUUAAAAAAAAAAAAAAAGGAUGGG
Messenger RNA from Hippocampus comes (tiger tail seahorse), 3812 nucleotides. It is a transcript of the gene grik5, whose product is annotated as glutamate receptor, ionotropic, kainate 5. Gene Ontology annotation, biological process: monoatomic ion transport. Lineage: Eukaryota; Metazoa; Chordata; Actinopteri; Syngnathiformes; Syngnathidae. Gene Ontology annotation, molecular function: signaling receptor activity; ligand-gated monoatomic ion channel activity. The transcript is spliced from 20 exons. Bases 512 to 3724 code for a protein of 1070 amino acids. Gene Ontology annotation, cellular component: membrane. The record is from RefSeq and is a predicted model, not a curated record.